Telopea speciosissima is the source of this 2604-nucleotide messenger RNA. Its product is annotated as pentatricopeptide repeat-containing protein At4g39530-like. Gene Ontology annotation, molecular function: RNA binding; protein binding. NCBI's taxonomy places the organism in Eukaryota, Viridiplantae, Streptophyta, Magnoliopsida, Proteales, Proteaceae. The coding region runs from base 64 to 2397 and encodes 777 amino acids. The record is from RefSeq and is a predicted model, not a curated record. The transcript is spliced from 2 exons. Gene Ontology annotation, biological process: RNA modification.
CAACUUGAGUUGCAGCUGAUUACUAUUUACAGGUCGUCGUUGACGAAAUGAAAUGUGGGCCGUAUGAUUCGAACUGUCUGUCGCUCUAUAAUCGGAGCUGUUCGCCGGUUUUAUUACAGUCACACUCACAGCACCACUCUUGCCGAAUGUUUAUUACAAAAUUAUUCAAAGCCAAGAUCAAUCAGAGAAUGCAAACAGAUACAGGCGAACCUUAUAGUUUUAGGGAACAUUUCGGAGGUUUAUUUAACAAAUACCCUUUUGAAUUUCUACUCGAAGUGUGGGGAUUUAAGUCACGCUCGUCAGUUGUUCGAUCAAACACCACAGAAGAAUGUCGUUACAUGGACUUCCAUGAUUACGGCAUACGUGCAUCGUGGGUCCUUCGAAAGGGCACUCCAUUUGUUUGUAGAAAUGAUACACUCGGGCGAGAACCCAAACCAGUUCACCCUUUCGGUAGUGAUUCGGGCGUGUACCGCUCUCAGUUAUAUUGAAUUGGGUCUGCAGAUUCAUGGCUUAGUCAUCCAUCUUGGCCUGGAAAAAGAUGAAUUCGCUGGGAGUUCUCUCGUUGACAUGUACUUCAAAUUUGGUGGAUGUUUAGAUGAUGCUUGCCGAAUCUUUGAUGGCUUGUUUCGAAGAGAUACAGUUACAUGGAACGUCAUGAUUUCCGGUUUCGCUCAGAUUCAUGAUUCCAUUGAAGUUUGUAGAUUGUUUUCAGAAAUGCAGGUUAUUGAUGGGUUGAAGCCUAAUGAUUUUACAUUUACAAGUUUGCUCAAGUGCUGUUGUUGUCUUAGAGAGGUCGAGCAAAUCCAUGGCCUUGUUCUCAAAUUCGGAAAUGAAUCUGAUGUUGUUGUGGGUAGUGCAUUAGUUGAUCUGUAUGGGAAGUGUGGCAAUAUGGGUUCAGGCAGAAAAGUUCUUGAUUCAAUGGCUGGGAAAGAUGGUUUUGUUUGGAGUUCAGUUAUAUCUGGUUAUGCAAGAAAUGACUGUGGGGAGGAAGCAGUGGUUUUGUUCCGAGAUAUGUGUAGGAAAGGCUUGAAGCCUGAUCAGCAUGCCUUGUCGAGUGCUUUAAAGGCGUGCGUUGAGAUCAGAGGAAUAGAAACAGGAAUGCAAAUCCAUACCCAGAUGAUAAAAAAUGGCUACCAUGCAGAUUGUUUUGUUUCAAGUGUUCUUUUAAAUCUUUAUACUGAUUUUAAUUAUAUGGAUGAGGCUGAAAAGGUUUUCAGAAGCAUUUCUGACAGAGACCUUGUUGCUUGGAAUUCUAUGAUCAUGGGUUACGCUUUCGUGCCAGAGGGAUCCACUGCCUGCAUCAAACUCUACCGGGAACUUCGGCAAACUUUCACAUUGAAACCCGACGAAGCCACUGUAAUUGCGAUUCUAAAAUCUUGUCGAAGUCAAACAGAUUUAGACUUGGGACUUCAGAUCCAUGCGGAUAUUGUGAAGUUCAACCUCAGUUGUGCGACUCUUGUAGGAAAUGGGGUUAUCAACAUGUAUUCUAAGUGCAUGGCAGUUGAUGAUGCUCGGAAAGCCUUCGACACCAUGAUUCACAAGGAUGAAGCCACAUGGAAUUCCAUAAUUGGAAGCUAUGUUCAGAAUGGGAUCCAAUUGGAAGCUCUUAAGCUUUGCAAGGAGAUGUUAGCUGUUGGUAUGUCUUUAAGCUGCUUCAGUCUCCCGUUGUGCAUCACUGCUUCCUCAGCCUUGGCAGUCAUGGAUUUGGGAAAACAGUUCCAUUCAUCUGUUAUCAAAUUUGGUUUUGAUAGAGAUGUCUAUGUUGGGAGCUCUAUAAUAGACAUGUAUGCUAAAUGUGGUAACAUAGAGGACUCCAUCAAAGUCUUUCACGAACUACAUGACCUAAAUGUAGUAAUUUUCAAUGCUCUCAUAUCAGGGUUUGCACAGCAUGGAAGAGCCUUGGAGGCAAUUGAGGUAUUCAAAUAUAUGGAGAAGAUGAACAUAAUCCCAAACAAAAUCACCUUCUUAGCUGUUUUAUCAGCUUGUAGCCAUGUGGGUCUCGUUGAGGAGAGCAUAUUAAUCUUCAAUUUGAUGUGUCAGAGUUACGGAAUUGAGCCAGAACCUGAACAUUAUUCUUGCUUGGUUGAUGCAUUUGGUCGUGCUGGCAGGCUUGAGGAAGCAAGCCAAUUACUACAAAACUCCAUUGGUGUUUCAGCAUGGAGAACACUUCUAAGUGCUUGUAGGAAUCACGGGAACUUACUGAUUGGAGAGAAAUCAGCAAGAAAGGUCAUGGAAUUGGAGCCCGAUGAUCAUGCUUCGUAUGUUCUUCUCUCAAAUGUGUAUUCUGAGGCUGGAAGAUGGGAAGAAGCUAUGGUUUUGAGGCAGAAAAUGGCAAAUAUUGGAGUCCAGAAGGAUCCAGGAAACAGCUGGUUGAUAAUCAGAGAUCAAGUUAAUUGAGUUCAAGGAGCUGAAGAAAUGUUUAGUAUGAUUCUGAGUGAUUUUUAAUUUCAAUUAAAUGGACCCUUCAAUCUUUUUGCUCUUUUGGACUGGUCUUUCUGAAUAGAACAUUUUUUACUUCUCCCAUAUGCUUUUACAUUUUGUAGGGGUAACCUAUGUAAGUAUUCAUUUACAAUAAGACACCUCUACGAAUCAAAGAAGUGCUUC